Molecule: messenger RNA, 1863 nt
Organism: Thalassophryne amazonica
Lineage: Eukaryota; Metazoa; Chordata; Actinopteri; Batrachoidiformes; Batrachoididae
Gene: nr5a5
Product: nuclear receptor subfamily 5, group A, member 5
Exons: 7
Coding region: 193-1779 (528 amino acids)
Biological process (GO): tissue development; regulation of transcription by RNA polymerase II; hormone-mediated signaling pathway
Cellular component (GO): RNA polymerase II transcription regulator complex
Molecular function (GO): zinc ion binding; RNA polymerase II cis-regulatory region sequence-specific DNA binding; nuclear receptor activity
Source: RefSeq, a predicted model, not a curated record
AGUCAGGAGAGGCUUUAUGACCGUCGUUCCAGGCCGAAGUCCACCUGAAGGCCUCACACAGGCAUCAGUCUGCUGAGGGGUUCAGGCACCCAGACUGCCUUUCUCUGGCUCUCUCACUGCCGUGUCUGACAGGAUGGCUGCUUCUCCAACAAUGAACAUCAGCCUGCACUAACUCUGGCACCACCACCAGGAAUGGACCUACUUGUUCAUCAUCCACCGGAGUGUCAGCCCAAUGCCCAGGACACGGUCGGCUAUCCAGAGGACGUGUCGACUUCAGCUGGCUUGUCAGCAGAGACGCUGCAGACGGACCGGGCGGGUACAUCCGAAUCCCUGGAGAGCUGUCCCAUUUGUGGGGACAAAGUGUCCGGAUACCACUAUGGACUGCUCACCUGUGAGAGCUGCAAGGGCUUCUUUAAGCGAUCAGUGCAGAACAACAAGCAUUACACCUGUGCAGAUUCUCAGCGCUGCCCCAUCGACCUUUCACAGCGGAAACGCUGUCCAUUUUGCCGCCUGCAGAAAUGUUUUGCGGUGGGCAUGAAGCGAGAGGCGGUGAGGGCAGACCGCAUGCGAGGGGGCAGGAAUAAGUUUGGGCCUCUGUACCGCAGGGACAGACAGAUGAAACAGCAAAAACUUUGCCAUCCGACAAAUGCUGCCCCCUACAGGAUAAAGCUGGAAACUGCGCAAACGUACCAGCCCACAGGUCCAGCAGGUCUUCACCUUACGAGUAAACAUGUAAACAUUCCGUUACGUUCCGAUGCCAUUCAUCAAUCCCACGUUUGUCCUCCCAGCACGGGAGAGUUCUCCGGGCCUCUGGAUUGCACUUUGAACUCAGGCAAGGAGGUCGCAUCAUCACCUGGACCGUACCACGCGCCGUAUCGCCACAACUUGUCUGGAUACCUCCAGGAGAGCAGAGAGAUGGUUUUCAGCUAUAACCUGACUCCCAGUAAUUACCCGACGCACACAACUAUGAACACUUCAAGAAACGCACCAACAUCAUUCCUCUGCUCAACACCUGCGAUCCAGCUUCCCUUCCAAACGUCAGCCAGCUCCACGUCUCUGAGCUUCCUCAGCCAGCUGCUGGAGGGGGAGCAGGACGAGAGCCAGCUGUGCACCAAAGUCCUGUCCAGCCUGCAGAGAGAACAGGCCAGCCGAGGCAAACACAACCGCCUCAACACUUUCAGCAUCAUGUGCAAAAUGGCCGACCAGACUCUGUUCUGGCUCGUGGAGUGGGCCCGGAACAGCGCCCUCUUCAAACAGCUCCAGGUGGACGACCAGAUGGUGUUGCUGCAGAGCUGUUGGAGUGAGCUGCUUGUUCUCGACCACCUCUGCAGGCAAGUGGCCUACGGCAAAGAGGGCUGCAUCUACCUGGUCACGGGACAGCAGAUUGAGGUAUCGACCAUUAUCUCUCAGGCGGGAGUGACGCUGAGCAGCCUGGUAUCCAGGACUCAGGACCUGGUGUCCAAACUAAAGACACUCCAGCUGGACAGACAUGAGUUUGUUUGUCUCAAAUACUUGGUGCUGUUCAACCCCGAUGUGAAGCUGGUGCAGAGCCGCAGGCAGGUGGAGCAGACUCAGGAGCGGGUGAACAGGGCCCUGAUGGAGCACACCCAGCAGAGCCAUCCAGGUCACACUGACAAGUUUGGCCAGCUGCUGCUCCGGCUACCUGAAGUGAGGAGCAUCAGCUUGCAGGUGCAGGAGUAUUUGUACCAGCGCCACCUUGUGGGAGACUUGCCCUGUAACUCUCUGCUCACAGAGAUGCUGCACACAAAGCACAGCUGAGAAGAUGCUGAAGAAUGGUUUCAUUCUGUUCCACUUAUCCUCUUUGUAUGUUGACAAGCAGUGAGAAAGUAUGCCUGUAACACA